Patiria miniata (bat star) is the source of this 770-nucleotide messenger RNA. RefSeq names its product 39S ribosomal protein L41, mitochondrial-like (gene mrpl41). Gene Ontology annotation, cellular component: mitochondrial large ribosomal subunit. The transcript has 4 exons. Lineage: Eukaryota; Metazoa; Echinodermata; Asteroidea; Valvatida; Asterinidae. Gene Ontology annotation, molecular function: structural constituent of ribosome. The record is from RefSeq and is a predicted model, not a curated record. Gene Ontology annotation, biological process: translation. The coding region runs from base 89 to 454 and encodes 121 amino acids.
CUAUUCUCCCAUCGGUGAUCGGACGUGGUUGCGAAUGCGAUUUUAACUCGAAAUUCUAGCUUUAUUUGUCGUCUAAUUAAAAGUCAGCAUGCCAGUCAUGAAAGAUCUGAUCAGAGGUCUGUAUCGAGGAGCAAACAGACACAAAGAGAUGACCAGCAAACGGGCUAAUAAACACUUUCACCCGAGUCGGGGAAUACAACCUACAGGAAUAAAGGUCGGCUUAAGAUUCAAGAACGUGAAGGAGAUGAUUCCUGAGAUUGUCGUUCCAAAUCUGGACGGAUUCACGUUGAAGCCGUACGUAUCCCACAAAUGCCCAGACACCGAGCAGCCUGCUAUCACUGCGAGGGAGCUCUUUGAUGCCUGUAUCGCACCGCAGGUCAGGGCCGACUUCAAAGCCGGAAAGUACUCCGACGCCAGCACAGAGACCGACAACAGUCAGGACACAAAGAGCUGAUGACUUUAGUAUACAUAUUUUGUGUUUGUAAAUUAUGCAAUGGAGCCAGACGUCUAUUUCACGAAACUUUACUGCUAUGGUGUAAUUCCACCUAAGCCACAGGCACAUUUUGUUGUCUCAAAUUUGCUUGCAAUUUCCUCCUUUACAAUGAUCAAUGGGUGCGUUCGAUUAGCUUAGCCGGAUCGAUUCGGGCUAGCCCCGUGCCGUUCAAUUAGCUCUAACGUCAUUCUUGGGGCUCACCGGGGUCAGCCACCACAGACCCUACUCGUGGAGCAGAGUCAGUGGUGGAAAUCCGUCACACGCAUGCGUUGUUCAU